Molecule: messenger RNA, 1795 nt
Organism: Drosophila navojoa
Lineage: Eukaryota; Metazoa; Arthropoda; Insecta; Diptera; Drosophilidae
Gene: polyph
Product: polyphemus
Biological process (GO): amino acid transmembrane transport
Cellular component (GO): vacuolar membrane
Molecular function (GO): L-amino acid transmembrane transporter activity
Source: RefSeq, a predicted model, not a curated record
CUUUCGACUACAGACUACACUCAUUUGAAUUUGUUAUCAAAAUUUGUUAUUCACCAUUGGUUUAGUUUUACGGGUUUCGUACGGCUCAGAUAAUUGGCUCCAAUGGCCAAACCAGGGCAGCCGGACUCGGAGGGACCCCAGCCGCCAGCGCCGUCUAUUCUCGGCUUACCGAACAGCCCGUCUAGAUCAUCGCUUUACAUCUACAAUCCCUACGAGAAACGCACUGUUGAGGUACCCCUAACCAACUUUGAUGCAUUUGUCUCGCUGCUGAAGUGCGUGGUUGGCACCGGCAUUCUGGCCAUGCCGCUGGCCAUGCGCUACGCUGGCAUCGUGUCCGGCGUGCUGCUCUCCGUUCUGUUAAUGGUCCUCCUUACCUACUGCAUUCACUUGCUGAUCACUGGCAUGACAGAGUGCUGUCGACGCAUCCACGUGCCGCAGGUGUCCAUGCCACAGGCCGUGCAGAUUGCUUACGAACUGGGGCCGGCCUGUGUGCAUUGCUUUGCCCGCGCCGCCGGCAUUUCGACCAGCUGUGUUUUGGUUUUUGGCCAGUUUGGCCUCUGCUGCGUUUACAUUGUGUUUGUCUCAAAGAACUUUAAGGAAAUCGGCGACUUCUACUUCAAGGACUACCACGAGCGCUACUACGUUCUCGGCGUCUGUAUGCUGCAGCUGCCCUUCUUUAUGAUACGUAAACUGAAGUUUUUGGUUCCGCUGAACCUCGUCUCGAAUAUUCUGCUCUAUGCCGGAUUCUUGUGCAUCAUGUAUUACUUGUUUCAGGGCCUGCCCAGCUUACAGGAUCGCGAAAUGUUCAAGCCACCCCAGGACUAUAUGAUGUUCUUCGGCAUCGCCGCCUUCUCCCUCACAGCCGUCGGCUCAAUGCUGGUCGUGGAGGCCAACAUGGCACAUCCAGAGAGCUACCUGGGUUUUUUUGGUGUCCUCAAUCUAGCCGUCUUCUUCAUACUUUGCUCGAAUCUUUUUUUUGGAAUCAUGGGCUAUUGGCGUUAUGGCGAGCAAGUGGAGGCUAGUAUUACGCUCAAUAUUCCACAGAGCGAAGUUCUCUCACAGUUCAUCAAGGUGGCCAUCGCGUGUGGCAUUUUCUUGAGUUACCCGUUGAACGGGUUCGUGUUCAUAACUAUUGUCUUCAGCGACUACGGCGAUAAUGCAGUUGAGCACAAGUGCCGUACUACGGCGGAGAUUUUAGUUCGCCUCUCGUUCCUUCUCCUAACAGGUAUCGUGGCUGCUGUGGUGCCCAAUCUAGCAGCCCUGACCGAGCUGGAAGGCGCAUUUUCCCUCUGCAAUUUAAACCUGCUCUGUCCUGCGCUGAUCGACAUAUUUGUGAACUAUGAGACGGGCUAUGGUCGUCUACGCUGGAAGCUCAUACGCGACAUUCUCCUAAUAAUAAUCGGCGUUGUCUUCGGCGUUGUGGGCUGCACUGUGGCCAUACAGCAGCUGGUGGCUGAUCUGUCGGCAAAGCCUCCUGGGCACGGCGAAAGCUGACGACGCCAACUUCCGCCCGCUGCACUUAACAGUUAAACCCUUGGCUAUCUAUUUAAGCAGGCUUUACAUUUACAUUAUUUGCAGCAGUUGUUGCUGCUGCUGCUGCUGCUGGUGCUGCUGUUGCUACUGCUGUUAGUUGUCUGCUAAGCUUUGUUGAGUUUUAAUUAAUUGCCCGGGCAAGUGUUUAGUCGGCUGUUGUUCAUCCCAGCUAAGCCAGUGACCAGGAUUUGUGUAUGUUCGACUAGAAUUUGCUGCCACUUCAGAUGCUCUACGUUUUCCGUAAAUCGCUAUCUUUGUGUUA